AUGGAUCGCAAAAUAUGUUGCAGCAGCCCGAGCAGCCGGGCCGGCGUCCGCCAAACCUCCGCAGCCAACAUGACCGCCAGGAUAGCAUUAUGCUUGUUAGUGUGCACGUUCUACUCGGCAUUCGCUGAAGUAGAUAUCAUCACGGAACCUCGUCCCGGUGAAGAAUACGUGCUGGUCAGUUCAGGCCAACAAACUCCUUUAAGAAACUUUGAAACUUCACACAAAAUUCCCGAAAAGCACCCGCAUCACAGGAAUUUCAAACAAGACGACAGUGAGAAAAUUGUUAAGAAAUUGCACAGUGGCAAAGCCAAGCAUGCGACUGAAGGCAUCGUAGCUAUCGAAGAAGACAAGAAAGCUCUGUUUAGAAAGGGGCUGAAGAGCAAAGCUGAGUCAAUUGAAAUUGAUGUUCCAGUAUCAAAGCUUGAGGACAUUAAAAUACGGGAGAACUUGAGAGAUGUUGAAACAAACCCUAAGAUGGCGGUUGCUUUGGAGGCAAUGUCCGAAUCAGGAAAAUUAAGUAAAACUGCUGGCACUACUACUCAAAAGCCCAUCCUUACUACUGCCCCAACUGCCACUACCCAAGGGUACGACUAUAUUCCAAUUAACUUUGACACAAUUGAUGAUAUCAACAGUGGAUUACUAUCAUCUAGCGUAAACUUAGAGACUGCAGGCUCAGAACAAAAACCUCAAUCUAGAAUUCAGAUUAAGAAAGGUCCUAACGGACAGGAUUACGAGUAUGAAUACAUCUACUAUUAUUACGAUGAAGAUGAAGAAGGUAAAAAGGAAGGAAAAGGAAAAGAUAAGGCUUCUUCUACCACCGCCAGCCCUGUGCACAAUGCUCACGACGGUCCUGAGAAAGUCGAAAGCGAAAACCACAUCGCCAACGAAAGCAAAACUAAGAAUAAGUACAGUUCUAUCGACAGGACUGGAACUACAACAGCAGCUACGCCAGAAAUACAAAACGAAGUAGUUCCAGCAACGACACGCGGGCGCGGUCGUAGUCGCAACAUUGCUCCUGCUCCGGUUUCCGAAGAAGAGGAAGAAGAUAUCAGCGUUAGGCUGCCAUCAAGCACUCGGUUCCCGCCUCGCGGUCGUAACUUAGCAUCAGCUUCUUCCACAACUUACGUACCUGAAGUAUCCUCCGAAACAAUUCACCGCGGACGAUCACAAAGCGAUAAUGUAGCCGAUGAAUCAAUCGGUCAGACCAGAAGCAGGACCCGUGCGCACAUCAGGCGCCCGAGCUCGGAACUUGUUGACUUAGACAGCUUCAAGACUCACUCUGGAGACAUUCCAUCCCCGUCCCAAUACAAGGAGCCACCAAGCAGAUAUUCCUCAGAGAGCCGAACCACCACAGAGGAAGUUCCUGAAACUACACCUAUUGCCAAAGAACCCACAAAUGCCAAAGAGUCUGCCAGGGAAGGACACAGCUUAUCAUCGGGCAUCAGAUAUCAGGAAAUCUUGGAUGACUCCAAGCUCCCCGCUGACUACAAAGCAACUACUACCUACGAGCAGGAUACCACUGAGUAUACAACAAUGACAGCAAUGGAGAAGGUAGCUCUCGACCUGUAUGCUUAUUUAGCUGGCGAGAACUUGAACAACGACAUCAGCCCCACAAAUGAGAUUAGUUUCGAUGGGUCUACGACUGUUGAGGAUGACAUGUGGACAACGACCGAAGAGAUGAGCACUACAGAGGAAGCCACUACCCCUACAACUACAACGACGACAACUACCACCACGACCACAACUACGACCACCACCACACCAGCGCCUACCACCACCACUUCUGCUGUGCCCACGCGACCCUCGAGGUUCAAGGGACGCGCUGGCGCCCGCACUCGCGUGUCUACCACCAGCGCCGCCACCGAAGCGCCGUUGGAGACAUCAACCAGAGUGCGAGGUCGCUUCGGAAAGCCCGGAGUAGGACGCAAGACCACUGCAGCCGGUAGCAGCUCAACCGCAGCUGCAGACUCCACCACAGCUGCAGCACCAGCAGAGAAACCGGUCACACAGCCCAAGGCGUUCGGUGGUCGUCGUGGCCUGUUCGCUGGUCGCACACGGCCUGCCUCCACUUCAGCUGCACCCGUCACAGACGAGUCUGGCAGCACAGCAGCGUCCAGUGAAGCUCCAGUACCCAGACCCAGGCUACGCCCAGGCCUGAGGAGAGGACCUUCCACCACCAGCACUACUGCUGCUAUCGCCAGUUCUUCCGCCGAAGAUAGCUCGACACCCAGUGCCAAUUCCGGAGAAGUAUCUGAAACUACUCCCACUCCUUCCAGAACUAUCGGGCGUGGCAGACCUGGUCUACGGCCAGCAUCUCUCCGCCCUGGACCCAGGUUGAACCUCCGACCCAAUCCUCGUUUGAGAGGCGUGAGCACCGCUCCUGAGGCCCCUGUCUCCGAAGCUCCUGUCGAGACAUCAGCCCCUGAAUCACCCGCCACUGACGCCGAUUCUGAGGCUUCAUCCGCGACUCCAGCGCCCGAGGCACCUCGCAGUGGUUUGAGAGUUCGCAACAGACUGCAGGUCUCCCCCUCCCCCAAGCCCCGUGCUCCUGUGACUCCCCCUGCGCGUCGUGUGAACCCUCUUCUGAAGAGAAAGCUGGGUACUUCCACUGAGGCAACUACUGAAGCUCCUAAGAAAUCAACUGAGGUCACAGAAGAGAGCACUAGCGCAGAGCAGAAGAGUGAUGGAGAGACUGAGACGGAGCCUACCCCAGCGGAGACAACUCCUGCGCCACCCUUACGCGGGCUCGACGCGCUCAUUGCCAAGCGGCGUGCGGCCGGUGGCAUCGGAGGCCGACCCGCCAGACCCGCUCGGGGCAUCUACCAUCCCAAAUAACCACCCUACAAAUACUAAUAAUCUCUGGUUACAUACAAAAUGACAUAAUGCUGAAACUUGACUUCCUCCUUGAUUGUAGCAUUCACUUUAUUACCUCGGUCGCCUGACAAAAUUUAUUCAUCAUAACCACUUUUAUUUAAAAGUUCCCUUCUAUUACAAUUACAGCCAAGUUCAGCAUUUAUCAUAUGUCAUUAAUCUUAGUCAAUUCAUCCAGAAACUACUUAGGUGUUAGCAUCUUUCGUCUACGUACUAUCUGCCUAAUAUCAAACGUUUUUCAAUUUUUAGUUGUAAUGUGUCUAUAAAUAGUUUAAGUUUCUAAUAUUUUUCUUGACUACAUGUGCCUACUGGGUACUCUCUAUUUAGUAUCCUUUUUAUUAUACAAGUGUUAUGUACAUAUUAGUGGUAGAUAAUGUUACGAGUAAGACCGGGAUUCCAAGCAAAAGGAAAUCCCCAAAAAUUCAAUAUAAACCAAAUCAAUAUGAUUUUUCCAUCUCUGUCUUUAAAAAUAGUGUUUUCCGACAUCAACAGUAUGAACGCUGUCAAGACAUUCUAAAGUUUCUCUCUCUUGAAUUAAUUUUUGUAAAGUAAAUUGUAAAAACUAUUAUUUAAGAACGAGAUUACCGUCAAGCUUUGUUGAGCAAGAUAUCAAAAUGUGUUAUCUCUGAGCAAUUUAGAUUAUAAACUAUUCAUAAAUUGCCUAAAGAGAGUAAUAUUAUUAUAUCAUGUUUUUGACUUUUCAAACACGUAGACAUUGAAAUAGUUAAACUUUCGCAUCCGUACUUAUUUUCGUGUAUAUUUAUUAUUGAUUGGUGAUUGGUGACUAGUUGUACUAAAUGUAUCAUGAAAGUGAUGUAGUUGCCAUCACAAUCGUCCUGUUUACUCUACACGUCUGCUGAAGCACUGACUGCUAGUGCCAUCGUGAUAUAUGUUUUUGUAUCUUUCGUAAGUGUGAUAAUAAAAUUAAUAAUUAAGAUUAUAACAUUUGAA
Spodoptera exigua (beet armyworm) is the source of this 3822-nucleotide messenger RNA. Lineage: Eukaryota; Metazoa; Arthropoda; Insecta; Lepidoptera; Noctuidae. The record is from the annotation of a GenBank genome assembly.